Molecule: messenger RNA, 3178 nt
Organism: Lontra canadensis (Northern American river otter)
Lineage: Eukaryota; Metazoa; Chordata; Mammalia; Carnivora; Mustelidae
Gene: MYORG
Product: myogenesis regulating glycosidase (putative)
Exons: 2
Coding region: 279-2423 (714 amino acids)
Biological process (GO): skeletal muscle fiber development; carbohydrate metabolic process
Molecular function (GO): hydrolase activity, hydrolyzing O-glycosyl compounds
Source: RefSeq, a predicted model, not a curated record
GCCAGGGGCGGGGCUGGACGCCAAGGCCCGAAGCGAGACCGAACGACCGGGGCGUGGCCGAACAGCAAGAGGGCGGGUCCCGAGGAGGGCCUCAGCUGUCCCCAGCUAAGCAGCGCCCCGCGCAGCGCCGUGGCAGCUGAACUCCCGCUAGCUUGGAGGGAAUCUUCGGGAGCCUCCCUUCGCCCCCACUUCUGGGGUCACUGCCAAUCAGGCAGUCCAGGUUCAGAUGUGCUUUGUCAGGUGGUUCCACUGCCCACUCCUUCCCUAACUGGGGACUGAUGCCCCAGAACCCUCAGGAGAAGAGCAACGCCUACCCCCGCCGCCGCCCUGGGAGCCACGUGGACCAUAAGAGCUCCAAGGCCAUCACAGCCGCAGCGAUGUACACCUUCUUGCCUGAUAACUUCUCGCCCACCAAGCCCAAGCCCUCCAAAGAGCUGAAACCACUACUAGGCUCCGCGGUACUGGGGUUGCUGCUGGUGUUGGCUGCAGUGGUGGCCUGGUGCUAUUACAGCGCCUCUCUACGCAAAGCAGAGCGCCUGCGCGCCGAGCUGCUGGACCUCAACCGAGGCGGCUUCUCAAUCCGUAACCAGAAGGGCGAGCAGGUCUUCCGCCUGGCCUUCCGCUCAGGUGCGCUGGACCUCGACUCCUGCAGCCGCGACGGCGCAGUCCUCGGUUGUUCUCGCACGGCCGAUGGGCGCCCCCUGCACUUCUUCAUCCAGACUGUGAGGCCCAAGGAUACAGUCAUGUGCUACCGCGUGCGCUGGGAGGAGGCGGCGCCAGGGCGCGAGGUGGAACACGCUAUGUUUCUGGGCGAUGCCGCUGCUCACUGGUACGGCGGUGCUGAGAUGAGGACCCAGCACUGGCCCAUCCGCCUAGAGGGCCAGCAAGAGCCGCAGCCUUUUGUCACCAGCGACGUCUACUCCUCUGACGCCGCAUUCGGAGGCAUCCUCGAGCGCUACUGGCUGUCAUCGCGUGCAGCUGCCAUUAAGGUCAACGACUCAGUGCCCUUCCACCUGGGCUGGAACAGCACCGAGCGCUCGCUGCGGCUGCAGGCACGCUACCACAACACGCCCUACAAGCCACCUGCUGGCCGCCCUGCCGCACCGGAGCUCAGCUACCGUGUGUGCGUCGGCUCUGACGUCACUUCCAUCCACAAAUACAUGGUGCGGCGCUAUUUCAACAAGCCCUCGAGAGUGCCGGCCCCUGAGGCCUUCCGGGACCCCAUCUGGUCCACGUGGGUGCUGUACGGGCGUGCCGUGGACCAGGACAAAGUGCAGCGUUUCGCCCAGCAGAUCCGCCAGCACCGAUUCAACAGCAGCCACUUGGAAAUAGACGACAUGUACACACCUGCCUAUGGAGACUUCGACUUCGACGAGGCCAAGUUCCCCAAUGCCAGCGACAUGUUCCGCCGUCUGCGUGAUGCCGGCUUUCGCGUCACGCUCUGGGUUCACCCAUUUGUCAACUACAACUCCUCCUGCUUUGGUGAGGGAGUGGAACGCGAGCUGUUUGUGCGCGAACCCACCGGGCGGCUGCCCGCGCUUGUGCGCUGGUGGAAUGGCAUCGGCGCGGUGCUCGACUUCACACGCCCAGAGGCUCGAGACUGGUUCCAGGGGCACCUGCGGCGGCUGCGCUCGCGCUAUGCUGUGGCCUCCUUCAAGUUUGACGCAGGCGAAGUCAGCUAUUUGCCGCGGGACUUCAGCACCUACAGGCCGCUGUCCGACCCCAGUGUAUGGAGCCGACGCUACACCGAAAUGGCGCUGCCCUUCUUCUCUCUGGCGGAGGUCCGCGUGGGCUACCAGUCACAGAACAUCUCAUGCUUCUUCCGCCUAGUGGACCGCGACUCUGUGUGGGGCUAUGAUCUGGGGCUGCGCUCGCUCAUCCCUGCCGUGCUCACCGUCAGCAUGCUGGGCUACCCGUUCAUCCUGCCUGAUAUGGUGGGCGGCAACGCAGUGUCUGAGCGCACAGCCGGCGGUGGCGAAGUGCCAGAGCGCGAGCUCUACGUGCGCUGGCUGGAGGUGGCCGCCUUCAUGCCCGCCAUGCAGUUCUCGGUCCCACCCUGGCAAUAUGAUGCUGAAGUGGUGGCCAUCGCCCACAAGUUUGCCGCCCUGAGGGCCUCGCUUGUCGCGCCGCUCUUGCUGGAGCUGGCUGGUGAGGUCACUGACACAGGAGACCCCAUCGUGCGUCCGCUCUGGUGGAUUGCGCCCGGUGAUGAGACGGCGCACCGCAUCGACUCGCAGUUUCUUAUCGGAGACACACUGCUGGUGGCGCCAGUCCUGGAGCCGGGCAAGCAGGAGCGAGACGUCUACCUGCCUGCCGGCAAGUGGCGCAGCUACAAAGGCGAGCUUUUUGACAAAACCCCAGUGCUGCUCACCGAUUACCCGGUCGACCUGGACGAGGUCGCCUACUUCAUCUGGGCAUCCUGACCCAGCCCAGGACCUAGGAACCCCACAGCCCUAGCCCCUGCCUUCAUGCAGGCCUUGAGCCCUCCAUCACAACCACACCGUGUAUCCCCAGGAAGUCCCCACCUCUGUACCACCCACCAAGCAGGUGCUGACAGAAAUGUGCUCCAGCCAGCCCCAGGGGACAGGUGAGGGGGCGCUGAAGCAACUUCCCAUUCUAAGGCUCAAUCCUAAAGACCUUUUUCCCUCCACACUCACUCCACUCUGCAGAAACCUAUUUCCUGAGGUGAAAGAGAAUCCAGAAGGAAAAUAUCAGCUCUCUUCCUGCUACACAUGAUUGUGUUUUAAAAGCACAAAAAGAAACUUUACCCUCCAUCCUGGCCUGAAUGGCCAUCUUUGCCUUUCUGAGGUGGGGACCUGAUCCCAUUUAAAGUCCCAAAAUAGCCCCCUGCUACACUUAGAAGGGCACAUUCUUGAUGUUGGAAGACAAGCCCAGAGUUCCCAGCAGUGACCUGAAGUGUGGCUGACCUGGUCCCACCCCAGCUAGGGAGAUGGGAUGGAGGUGUUUGGGCAGCAGACAAAGAGGAAGGCGAUCCCAUCCCAGAGGACAGGAAGACUGGGCAGAGCACAGAGCCAUCAUUGUUGUCCCUCGUUUGUGAAGAGACUCCUAACACUGUACUUAACCCAUUUAUGUAAACACAUGGGCUCAGCCCUGGGCCAGGGCCAUGGCCUACCAGCCAGACUUGCAAGGCCAUGCAAGGCCAGACUUUAUGCCUUAA